CGGCGGAUCCCGCACAAGCCCAGCCAAACCUCCAAAGACGAUGAUCGCGCUCUCGCCUUCGAAGCUCGCUCCGGCUCCCGCCAAUCCCUCCACGAGCUCCUCCUCCUCCCUUCCGCCGGCUUCCUUCUUCCCAAUUCGCGCAAACCCGCCCCGCCGCCGCGCCUGCACGUCCGCUCCGGGAGGCCCCGCGCCCUGACGGGGACCUUCUCGAAGUCGUCGCCGGAGGAGGCGGAGCUCUCCUCCGCCCCGGAGGAGGACGAGUGGCUGAAGCGCCUCCCGGACAAGACCAAGCCGCUCUACUCCCACAGCUUGCCCUGCAUCGAGGCCUGGCUGAGGAACCUGGGGUUCUUCCAGAGCAGAGAGGACCGCGCCGUCUGGUUGAUUGAGCUCCCCGAGUGGCACGCGCAGCUCUCUCUCGAUGUCACCGAUCUUUAUAUAAGAUACCUGAAAAGUGGACCUGGAAACCUCGAGAAAGAUGUGGAGAGAAGAUUCAGCUAUGCGUUGAGUAGAGAAGAUAUUGAGAAUGCUAUUCUUGGUGGACCUUAAGAGCAAGUGCCGUACUUUGUCGCGGUCCCGUUGGUUUGGACAGUGUCCUGAGGAGGAGGAGCACAAUGACCUUGAAGUAUUGAAACCUCAGCAUCUUCCGGCUUUUGCAUGGAGAUUGUUCAUGCACCCUGUAUUGGCGGUCCAUGUUUUUUUCAAAUGCCCUUCUCACUUUCAAUUGUUGAAUAUUGGUUCUUUUGCGAGGUGAAGUUGCAAUAUGAACCAACAUAAUGCGGUUGCAUCAUUUAUGAACUUUUCCUUACAACCAUAUGAUGAAAAUCACUUAAUUCA
Eucalyptus grandis is the source of this 834-nucleotide messenger RNA. RefSeq lists its product as hypothetical. The annotation marks the transcript as partial. NCBI's taxonomy places the organism in Eukaryota, Viridiplantae, Streptophyta, Magnoliopsida, Myrtales, Myrtaceae. The record is from RefSeq and is a predicted model, not a curated record. The transcript has 2 exons.